UUAAAUAAUGUCCUCCAAAACAUACGUGACAAUGGAUUUUCAUUGUCGGACGUCGUGGAGGCAGUGAUCUCUAGCAAAGAUGUCAGUCACCAAGAUGUGCAGACAACACUCAAAGAAAACAGUACUCACUUCCUCACCUGGCUACUCACAUCAGAGGAUCCUCAUGGGUGCAACCUCCCGCGCGCUGUUGAUGCUGUUAUGAAAAUCUUGUGUGAUGAGGUGCUCGAGUUGUCGCAAGAGCAGAGUGGUCUUCACUUUGGUGCUACAACAGCAACAUCCUCACAGCUAGAGGACUCUUUCAUGAGAACUCUAGCACAGAAGAUCAAAAAAAUCACACCAAAUCUCUUUCAUCUCAUAUUUUCACUUCUC
This is a messenger RNA of Suillus subalutaceus, 369 nucleotides long. RefSeq lists its product as uncharacterized. NCBI's taxonomy places the organism in Eukaryota, Fungi, Basidiomycota, Agaricomycetes, Boletales, Suillaceae. The annotation marks the transcript as partial. The transcript has a single exon. The record is from RefSeq and is a predicted model, not a curated record.